UGGUUGGCUACAUUGUAUCAGUUCCCACACGAAGAACCACCACGGCACUCAUCCACGAACGGCGAAUACGGAGGAAUUAACCUGGAUGGUAAACCGUUCUCUGUGGGAUUAAUCGACAAAGAAGGUCGCGUAGGGGAGACUGGACUUGUAUCGGGCUUGAGACGGGACCGGUAAAAAAAAAAAAGGGGGGGGAAAAUGCCCUCCGGACUCGGGUUGUUUUCGAUGAGGACGGUAUCUCCAAGUGUGAUGGCAGAAGUCCAGUGAAUCGCUGGCCUCCCUUCCUCGCUCGUGUUGGAUGUCUCGGGGAGUGCGCUGCCACUGGUUUCUGCCGCUUCACAUUUCUUUUGAGGUUUUAUUCAAAUUCACACUCUUGAUUUGUCCCUUUUUUUUAAUGGAGUGAACGCCACCAUGGACAGACCAGGGUUUGGAAUAGGAGUGGCUAGCUAAGUCGAGUAAAAUGUGGUCAAAUGGAACAGGAACGAGUAGACCGUGAGGAUCCUCUAACCCCAGCCCCCGAGUCCCAACCGUCUGAGAGGGCGUCGGACCUCACUGAGGCAAUCCUGGGCCGUUGGCACUAAAAUGUCCCUAAGUGGUGGCACUGCAGGCGGGAAAGGUGUGGACUCGAAUGCGGUGGACACUUACGACAGCGGGGAUGAGUGGGAUAUCGGUGUUGGAAAUCUGAUCAUUGACCUCGACGCGGACUUAGAGAAGGACAAGCUUGAGAUGUCUGGCACCAAAGACAACAUGGCGGCACCGCCCAGCGCAGUGGCAGCGUUGCCCGACAACAUCAGGUUCGUUAGUCCGGUGUCCGGAGCGCAGGGCAAGGAGAGCAAAUCCAAAUACAAGCGCAGCAAGAACUCUAAAGACAAUGGGAGCAAGGCUUCGGCCGGGGAGGGGGGGAAGAAGGAAACGGCCGCACGGACUCAAGGGGAGCCGACGGGCGUGGCGGCUGCCGCGAUGGCAGCAGCAGCAGCGGCGGCAGCCGGCGGCGGCGGCGGGAACAACUCCAUCCCCGGGAAGAACGUGGAGAAGGGCGGCAAGGCCUCCAGAGGCGUGCCGAGCGGUAAGAAGGAGAAGAGGGCCGGCGGUAAAAGCAAGAAGGACAAAGCGGACGGGGGCCCGGUUGUGGCGAUGGCCGCCGGCGAGAAGGACGUCGUGUCUCAAGCCCAAGUGGCUCUGGGGAAUAGCCGCGGCGCUUCGUUUGAGAACGCGCAGGCCGCCGACUUGGCAGACACCAAUCAAAUGGGGAAUAUUGCACUUGAACCUGUGGGGAUCGUACCGGCAUUGACGGCAAAAACUGAACCAGAGGAGGUGGAAAAUGGUAACGGUGAAUGCAAGACUCUAAAGAAGGUGAAAAACGAGAAGAUGGAAUCUCCUGUCUCCACGCCAGCUCCUCCCCCUCUCCACCUCCUGGCCACAGUGGGCAACAGUGAGAUCUCCUCGCCGUGUGAGCAGAUAAUGGUGCGCACGCGCUCGGUGGCCGUCAACACGUCGGACGUGGCCCUGGCCACCGAGCCCGAGUGCUUGGGGCCCUGCGAGCCCGGCACCAGCGUCAACCUGGAAGGCAUCGUGUGGCAGGAAACUGAAGACGGCAUGCUGGUGGUCAAUGUCACAUGGAGAAACAAGACUUAUGUGGGCACCUUGUUGGACUGCACACGACAUGACUGGGCUCCCCCCAGAUUUUGUGAAUCCCCAACAAGCGAUCUUGAAAUGAGGAAUGGCCGUGGUCGAGGCAAGCGGAUGAGACCGAACAGCAACACCCCCAUCAACGAAAACAGCAACUCAUCGGACAACAAGGGCACCACCAACAACAAGACGCGAGCUGCCUCUAAUAGUAAGGGCCGCAGGGGCAGCCAGACGCCGUCAGAGCGCCGCACGCCGCCCAACAGCAACACGGAGGACAUCAAGGCCAGUCCCUCCUCAGCUGGGAAACGUAAGGCCAAACCUGCCUCGGACAUGGAGCCCAAUUCUAGCUCAGAGGACACCAAAGGCAACAAACGAAUGCGGACAAACUCCAACAGUGGUCUGGGGCCGACCGGUCUCCCUCUUCCUUCCAUCAAGACAGAGCCCCUUCCACCCCCCCUCGAUCGCAGCUGCCCCUCCCCAGUUCUUAUUGACUGCCCGCACCCGAACUGCAACAAGAAGUACAAGCACAUCAAUGGUCUCAAGUACCACCAAGCCCGUGCCCACAAUGACGAUGACAUCAAGUUGGAAGUAGAUGGAGACAGCGAGUAUGGAGAGGACUCGACUCUCCACCCUGAACCAGGAAACUGCAACGGAGCGUCUAUCUCUCAGAAAGGAUGCUUGUCUCCUGCACGUUCGGUUACUCCGAAAGGAAGGAACUUUGAUGCUCAAAGUCCUUCGCCGUCUCCUGGCAAGUUUGGGUCAAAGCAGAGUAAAAAGAAGCCGUCUGAGACGGAUCCAGAAUUGGGAGGUACCCCGGCGGACGGGUGUGAGGAUGGGCCGUGCCUCACUGAUGAGGCCAGUAACGAUGGUAUAGAUGAUAAGAGAGGAUCAGACAAGUCUAAAAAGGCCGCCACGAAAGCCGAUAAAAUGGCGCAGAAAAACAUGAAGUCGCCACGGCCAGUUGUCCCUGGCUCAACAUCGUCCCAGCAGAUGUACCCUUUUCCUCCAGGAAACCCCAAUUCUUCCCCAGGGCUUACCCCAAUAAUACAAGGGAUUCCCAAGAGUCCCCAAAUGAAGGGUGCACAGCCUAAACCCUCUGCCAUUGGAGAUCCUCCCUCAAGUAGCUCCAAAGACAAGAAGAAGAAGGACAAGAAGAAAAAGGAUGGUGCGAAGGAGGGCGACAGCCCCAAGCCGCCGGGAAAGGGUGGCAAACUGGAGGAAGGGAAGCUUCCGUACCCCGAAAUGUCCGAUCCAGGAAACAAGGGAGAAGGUCUCCUCAAUGGUUCCUCAGAUCCACACCAGAGUCGCUUGGCCAGUAUCAAGGCUGAGGCUGACAAGAUAUACAGCUUUUCUGACAAUGCCCCAAGCCCUUCCAUUGGGGUAGCCAGUCGGAUAGACGGCAGCGGGAUGCCACAGCCUCUCACGCCACUUCACGCAGCAAACCAGAAUGGCGCCGACAACUCAUCAGUGAAAACCAAUAGCCCAGCAUAUUCAGACAUUUCAGAUGCUGGUGAGGAUGGAGAAGGAAAACCUGAUGGUGGCAAAGUCAGGACGGAGGACCAAGUUGUCAGGGAAAGUGUCAAAAAGGCCCUCUUUCCAAACCCGACACCAAGCAAAGAGUCCCCCUAUUACCCCAGCUAUGACACUUAUUACUCACCCAAUUACGUAAACCCCAGUCCUGGGGGGCCCAACCCAGGCACGCCAGGGGCUGAAGGUCAGAUCAAGAUCAAAAGGGAAGAGGACCAGGAUCAAGUUGAGGAAAAAGUCAAAGUUGAAGUUCCUGAAGACCGUAAACCUGACAGCAUUCAACAAAUGCAGCAACAACAGCAGCAACCCUCAGUCAUCCAACAGCGAUCCAACAUGUACAUGCAACCGCUUUACUACAACCAGUAUGCGUAUGUCCCUCCCUAUGCGUACCACCCCGAUCAAGCCUACCAUAACCACUUGAUAAACACCAACCCGGCCUACCGGCAACAGUGCGAAGAGCGGCAGCGUCAGAUGGCGGAACAGCAUCGCGCCGAGAAGAAGUCCGAUGCAGCGUUAAAGGAGCGAGAAGCCUCCAUGAAGGAGGAGUGGAAACAGAAGAGCCCGAUGCCACCGAGCCUCUCCAAAGCCAGUCAGUCGGAGCACGCAAAGGCAUCGCAGCCCUCGAGCAAAUCCAGGGACUCACCCUCUGAGCCCUCCUCCAAGUCCCUUGGAAGCGUCAAGGGGGACGACCAAAAGUCCCAGCAAGCCGAGGGGCUAAAGAUGAAGCUGACCGAAGGGGGCCACCAUGGAAAGGAAGACUCCAAGCAAGCACUGGAGUCCAGAGGUCAGCCUGGGAUGGAGCAAGCCAUGUGGUACAGACAGUACCCCGAGAGCCAGAAGGCCCAAGCAGAAGACGAACACCAGCAGCAACAACCCCGAUGGAAAGACGAAAGGGACAGAGAGCGGGAACGCGAUCGUAAAUUAAAGGACGACCGGCCCAGGCCCAAAGACAGUCAGAGCGGGCAGAAGGAGGACGGCAAAGAGGGUGGUGACCCCAGAAUCACUUCCGAGGACCACCGGGCCAUGAGCAAAGACUCUCGUUCUAAUCCCCACCUGCAGUUCUCAUCACCACUUGCACAGCACCAAGGCUACAUGCCCUACAUGCAUGGUUACCCCUAUGGACAAGGCUAUGACCCCAACCACCCCGGAUACAGGGGCAUGCCCUCAGUCAUGAUGCAGAAUUACCCAGGCUCGUACCUUCCCGGAGGCUAUCCCUUUUCCCCAUAUGGCACUAAAAUAGCCGGAGGCGAAGAGGGCGGGGACAAAUCGCGCGCUAGCCCCACUGUCACCAAAACGGCGGCGGACUCCAAAGCGCUGGAUAUCCUGCAUCAGCACGCCAGCCAAUACAAGAGCAAAUCCCCCACGGUGGGGGACAAACCCCCCCACGAGAGAGAGAGGGAGCAGGAGCGAGGAGCCGGGGGAGACCGCGAUCGGGAAAGGGAGCGCGAGAGGGAGAGAGAGCGAGACGUGGACCGACCGCGCUCCUCGCCCUCGCAGCGCAUCAUGCCCUCUCACCACCACCUGGGCUACCCGCUGCUCUCAGGCCAGUACGACCUGUCCUACGCCACAGGUCUCUCCUCGUCAGCUAUUGUUGCCAGCCAACAAGCGGCAACCCCCUCCCUCUACCCGCCACCGCGGAGGUGAGAACGGGAAACCUGACCGUCACACCUCAACCCUGCAAAGAUUCAUGUGACUGGCUCACAUGAGGCAACGAGCUCCCGGGUGUUACCUUGUAGACAUCAGUUGAAUGGUGUUUCGAUCUAUAUUUUUAGUUCGUCUGCCCCGAAGCAGACUGUCUUUUUCCUUUCUUUCAUUUUUUUUUUCUUUUUUUGGUCCUUCCCUCGUCAAUGAGCCCAAACGUUUCCCACCCUCUGACUGACACGGGACUGCUAAUAACCCAGGUUCAAAGCCAUCGCUCUGCCGCAGCAAGCAGAAGGAACACCCACCCGCUGAUUAUCUAGUCUUUGCACUGUCAACAAAUACAAUGCAAAAAGAGACUAUUGGACUGCCAGAACAGCUGUUUUUGUUGUUGUUGUUUUAGUUUUUUUCUUUCUUUGACUGCAUUGUUCUAGUUUUUUUUUUGUUGUUUUUUGUCGUGCGCAGAAGGAAAUUGGCCGGGGACUUUGAGUCGGGUGGCCGACGGGAGAGGGCAGUCAAACUCAAUAAAGGACUGAAAAGAAAAAGAAUCAUAUUGAAAUGAUUUCACCUCUGUCUUUGGCGUGUUGUAUGCCGUGAAACAACAGUAUAUCCUUAACUUGACACAUGUUUGGCUAUAUUUCGGGGGGCGGGGGGCAGGAGGGGGGGAGAAUAUGGCGACAGCUGCUUUCUUCAGAGACUUGAGAGCCUGAGGCUGAAUUUUUUUUAUUUUGUUAUUGAUUUUUCCAUCAUCACUAUCCAUCCUCCUCUGAACCCUCACUUCUUGUUUCAGGGAUGAUGUCGUCACGCCUUUGCAAAGGGGACCGCACACACCUCAGUGGAGAAUAAACACUAUUCAUGUAUUCUUU
Gasterosteus aculeatus aculeatus (three-spined stickleback) is the source of this 5657-nucleotide messenger RNA. Lineage: Eukaryota; Metazoa; Chordata; Actinopteri; Perciformes; Gasterosteidae. The record is from RefSeq and is a predicted model, not a curated record.